Messenger RNA from Drosophila serrata, 4901 nucleotides. RefSeq lists its product as uncharacterized. Gene Ontology annotation, molecular function: carbohydrate binding. Lineage: Eukaryota; Metazoa; Arthropoda; Insecta; Diptera; Drosophilidae. The record is from RefSeq and is a predicted model, not a curated record.
CUCAAUCAGUCUGAAAACCUACGGAACUGCUAACCUACCAGAUCUGUCGAACAUUUUCGCCGUGACAUAGAAUAAUCGAAACAGUUCUCGCAGGAAAUAAUACCGAUAUACUAUCUCGGGUGUGGAGCCAUUGGCUGGCAUUAGUCUGAAUGACCAUUAGGCCGGUCGCUAGCAAUUUCACCGACUUAUUUCCAAAAUAGAAAUAUUAUAAAAGUGGUGAAAGUAGUUGGAAAAAUAUGAAAACAAAACGCAUUUCCAUGAAAAUGCGAUUUGAAUUAUUGAGUAAUUUGGUAAACUUGACCCAAAAGUUUGAGUUCUCGGAAAAAGUUAUCAAUGAAAUUUGGAAUCAACUUAUAUACUUGUAUACAAAAUGAAAAUAUAUCGUGCUUAACAAUAAAACAACAGUUAUUUCGCAGUUCUAAAAAAACCAGAGUGCUGUUAACUAAAAAGCAACACAACCUAUAAGGUUCUUUCAAAAUACGAAGUGCCACGAAAUACAUAUAAAUGAUUUUAUGCAAAAAUUAUAUCCUGAAUAUCCCUGAAUGUGGUUAGUGAUAAGUUUCUUAUUUUUAACAUUCACUGGACCUAAAAAAAAAACUGGAUAUUAAUUACACUACAGAUUUUUACGGUUCCACAUACCUUCCUUUAAAUAUGUAUAUAUCGGCAUCACAGCAUUCUGUUCUUAGAAUCUUAUAAGAGUUGUUUAACUACGCAGUCUAGGUCGCUGUGAAUACUGACAGUUGCAGUAACCAAUAAACGCGUUCUUUAUCACAACUGUAUCCAAUAACAAGUACAGGUACACGAGCCGAAGAGCACAGCCAAGAUCGCAACCAGCCAGGAGGCUGAACAAUACAAGGCUCUACGGAGCCGAUCUCUUUAUCAGAGACCUUGAUUUUGUGAUGGAGACGUAUCCGAAAAGAAGGCGACAUUGCUCUUACACCCGCCCUCUUCAGCUGGGAGUGGUGCUGUUAGGAUGGACUUUAGUGUUGGUUCAGUCCCCUAACUUUGUUUUCUGUGGCGAAAAAUUGGCCUUGUUAUCGGCAACUCUGCGCACGUAUCAGAAGGCAGCAUGCGACUCGGAUCAGGUGGUAAUAGCGUGUCCUCGCGGCACCAGCAUUUCUAUAGAGUUUGCCCAGUACAACAAGUUCGUGGCGAAAGAUGGCUACAGCAUUGAAGAUCUGUGUCCUCUUUCUGGAAUGACGGGGCCUGAAAUCCGGGGCAAGGCAAAACACCUGCUCAGAGGGUCCAUUUUUGGAUCAUCUUCUCUGAAGGUGCAAGCCAACCGUUACGUAAACAACGGACACGGUUAUGGGCUUGCAGUAGCAAUGCCAACUACCAGCGCUCGGACAAGUGAAACUGUCACCGAGUCAGCAGGUGGCACAGCUGUGUCCAUUGACGAAGUGCAAAGUGCUUCCGGCGAUACCAGUGACAACUCUUCUGAAAAUUGCAUGUGGCCCAAUGCCUUACAGUACUCUUUGCUGCAGACAGUAGUCGAGGCUUGUCAAAAGAAGAAGCACUGCAAGUUUCACGGAUCUCCGCAGUUCUAUGGACAGGGUGCCAGUGGAGUGGGCGACACUUCCGGAACUAGCAGCUAUCACAGCAGCACGGCCAGCUCCAAUGCAAUCAGCAGUGACCCAUGCCCAAAGCGCAGGAAAAUUGUGGAAGUUGCCUACAAAUGCCGUCCUUACGAGUUUCGAAGUAAAGUUGCAUGUCACAACGAUGUUGCCCAACUGGAGUGCAAUCCGUACUCCCGGAUUGCUGUAUACAGCGCCAGCUUUGGCAGAACUGAGUAUGAGAGCAUCCAAUGCCCCCAGCCGCAGGGAGUUCGUGAAGAAACGUGUCUGGCCUCAUUUGCCACGGAAACUGUGAUGCAAAUUUGCCACGGACGAAGGCGAUGCAACUUGGCUGCAGAUGCUAAUACCUUUGGAAGUCCUUGUCAAGCAAAUUCACGGAUGUACUUAAAGGUUGUUUACACAUGCGUGCCAAGGCAAGUUCUCAAGGAAAUUAACGAAUCGGAGGUGGAGACAGACGAAUCUGAAGACUUUGAGGGCGAUAUGAACGACCUUUACGAUGAUGAACUGAUCUACAAAGAGUCGGAGGCGAUUCCAAAACUGUACAGCAAUGCAACUUCGCCAGGACGACGGAAUAGCAUCAACGGACUUGGGCAGGGAAUUGGGACUAGUCCGUCUGUCAAUCAGACUAUGACGAACAGUUCCCUCGUUGCAGAUGUGGAUAGUAAUGACGUGAAUCCUGUGAUGACACAUAGCGCGGACUUGAGUCUGGAGGAUGACCAAGAGCGUUUGUAUUUGUACCUGCUUGUCGUGGGCUCUCUCGGGGUUGUAUUUUCGAUAAUGAUUGUCGCUAUUAGAUUAGUCCUUCAGAAGCGCCGUGGCCUCACUACUGACACACACUCAAACUCCUCGACCAAGGGUGGUGGAGUUUCAGGAGGCUUAGUUGAAGAGACAACUAUUCCGAGCGGCUUUAACGACACAAUUUCCGAAAUAGACGGUGACAUCGACCUGACAACCUCACUGCCUUUGCCAAGCGUGUCCCAAAACGAAAACUAUUUGACGUACGCGCCGGCGAGCAGUCUAUACGCUGGCUUAUCCCCAUCUCAGCUUACAGCUGGGGUUAGUUCAGGUCCCGUCUCCGGCCUGAUGACAAAUUCCGUUUUGGUAGGGGCUCAACAGUCGCCCGACGUUAUAGGCCUGUCUCCCCCUCCGGGAGCAUUUGUAGCCACCAGCAUCGCGGGUCAGGGUCCAGUGGCGGGAAUCCUGGCGCCCGCUAUUGUUAUUGGAUCCACUGCUCCCCGAAGUAGUGCCAUAAGUACCAUGGUACCUAUUUCCUCGCUAGCUCAAUACACAACAGCGCCGACUAUCAGGGGAGGUUAUAUCAUAAACGCCGAAGGCAUGGGGGUGCUUCAGCGACCAAGUAACUCACCGACGCCGCCAACCUCCAUGGCUGGAGGUUCUCCUGCACAUCCGCCCACUCAUGCGCUUCCGAUGCCCUCUCCACUGGCCAUGGCCUCAGUGGGCCAUGUUCCAAUUCCCAUGACAGUUGGUGGCACCUCGACGUUGCGCCGCACAAAGGCGCCGAUGUUGCAGACGCAGCUUUCUUACGACGGCACCGCCCCACGCACUCUCUCCACCGGCGUGGCUGUGGGCUCGCAGUUCUAUUACGGAUGACAGAGCACGCUGGACUAUGAGCCCCACGUAUAUACUGCAUCCAUGGGCAGGAAUAGGGACCCACCUGGUAGUGACGGUCUACUUAUUGAAACGGCAGAUCGAGCCAGUACAGUUAACGAGUUUUCUGGGAAUUAGUCGUUACAGACACAAACCCUUUCAGGCUCGAGGAGAAUUGCCAACAAAGGACAAUACAAGGAUAAUUCUAGCCUGCACUUAACACUCCAGGCAAUCCCAAGUUCAUAUUAAAGAGGCUAUUAAAUGUUUCCCUGUCUCCUGAGUCUGAAGAAUAAGCUGGCUUUUAGCACAAAUAAGUUUUCAGUAUUCAGCAAUCAGUGUAAAUAUCUAACAAAGAAGUCUUCUUCUCAAAAAUUUUCUAUUAAAGAGGAAUAGCAGUAGGAAUAGAAUUGGUUUUAACUACGUCGAAAGUCUUUGUUUAUCUUUCAGAUUGGUUCUCCUGACAAAUUGUCGUAAAUAUGAGUAUGAGUAUAUGACUUAGUUAGAUCAUCUUAAUUUCAAAAAGAUAUUUGCAAUCAUUUAACUUUGAUUGUCUACCAGUAAGAUUAUAUUAAGAGAGACAAAGAGGAAAAUUUGGCGGUCGGGGGCAUGGAUACUAUUCGUCAGACAUUAAAAAUUAAUAGGGCUCAGUCAAAGAAAUAGUUAAUUUGUACAGAUAACAAACCCAAAUGCUCGCUCGAAAACGGAAACAAAUGUUGCGGCAUAUUUAUAUAAACAUUCUGCUUCCUCGCGUUCCGGCAAUCAAGUUAGAGAUGGUCGCAACUCCUUACUGAGUGCUUCAGAUUAGUGCGUUACAAAUGUAUGAGAGCAAUUAAUAUCCGACAUUACUAUCCUUAUUGGGGCCAGGGCAGGUCAAAAAGCUAAUAGCUUGUGCAUACGUGCCAAGGUGAUUGGUUGGACUCUGGAUCUGGCAGAGAUGCCUGAAAAUGGGGUAAUGAACAAAUGGGGCAGGUUGGAGCCGGAUAGGGUAGCAUUUUCGGCUAUCGAUGUGUGAGGGGUUUACCUUAGUGUUACUUCCAUGAGCCAAAUUAGUCUCUGCGUUAAUGAACUACCUUCUAGCGCAAAUUUGUUUACUUACAUAUAUGGGUAAUUAAAGUUUGUUUUCAUGACAUUUACAUUUACAAUUUGUUGAACUUCUGAUACUGUUUGACUCAAGUCUUAAUUUUAAAUGUCAAGUGCCUUUCUUAAUAGCAUUUAAGUGAGUGCUGCGUAGUUUGAAUCGUUAGUCCUCAUAGCGAGCCGUACAAUUCAGUGUAUAUACACAUAUAAAACCUAUAGCUCAAUAAAAACAAGCAAGCGCAUAGUCAUAAUAUUCAAAUGUUUGCAAAAUCGUAAAUAAAUUCACGACUACAGGUAAAGUUUUCUAUAAACUGUCCUUAUACUGUGGGUAGAAUAUUAGAUAAUGUUUAAAUAUUGGUUCUAUAAAAAACCAAAGAACCGGAACCGGAUGUGCAACGUCCCUAUUAGAUCGUAACUAUGCAAAUGUAAAUAAAUUAUUCAUAUUAGGCCAGAGUUAGAGUAUAAGAUAAACCAUUAUCAAUAAAUUGUAGCCGUGUACAAAAAGGUUAACGAAAACAAAAUAUAUCCAAGUUAAAAAUAAAUGCUGGCACAUUAAUCAAACCAACCGAAUCCUGAGUAGUUAAGCAGGGUAGUGCUCAUUGAAAUAAUAAAAUACUUAAAGUAAAAAAUAAAUUGGAAUAG